Messenger RNA from Paramecium sonneborni, 598 nucleotides. NCBI's taxonomy places the organism in Eukaryota, Ciliophora, Oligohymenophorea, Peniculida, Parameciidae. The record is from the annotation of a GenBank genome assembly.
AUGAAAAAACCUUUAACUUAAAAAUCGAAUUAAAGUGCUCUAGUUUAUUGACAAAGAUAUCUAAAUAACUAAAUUAAAUUAAGAUCAUAAACCUUAUAAAUUAGAUGAGUCAAAAGAAUUAUUGACAAUCAAGAUUUAUAUUUUGAGUAUUUAAUAUAACACAAUUAAAAAGAAAUUAGGCUAGAUAUGUUUAACGGUGAAUUGGCAGUAAGCAGAUCUUUUUGAUCAUCCAAAAUUAAUUGAACAUGGAUUAAAGGCUAUUCCUGAAAUCACCAAGUUAUAAUUGAAUCAAAAUUGUAAAUAUAUAAUUCAAGUCACAGAUGGAUUUUGGGAUGUAAUUUCUAUUCAAACUAUUUACAAAAUUCUUUUAAAUUUGAAUAAUUAGAAAAAAACAGAAGACCUUUCACAAUAUAUACUAGAAUAAGCAUUAAAAUAAUAUACUAAUUACAAAAAAGAUAAUAUGACAAUCUUCAUUAUUGAUUUUAUUAUUUAUUUCAAUAAAUUUAUGACAAUUUUUUACUUUUAAAGUUGUAAAUUUAAUAUUACUUUUUAUGUUGCAUUAACUUUAUAAAUAAAUUGUAACAUAUAAUCAAAAUGA